UGCUCUCCCUCAAAGUGUGUAGUUAAUUUCUGUGGUUUACACCAGCUCAAAGUGCAAAGUUCACCCCCUUUAUAGAGACAGGAUUGUCAGUUUCUUCAUCCUGACAGACUUCCAGUUUGAAGGUAACCCACACCGAGAGCCAUGCCGGACCUGUCACUGGCCAUCUCCAAAUCCUUGAACAAAACCACACCUGGGAUUCAAAUAUGGCGAAUUGAGAAAAUGCUGAUGGUUCCUGUGCCCCUAAGAUCCUAUGGCAAUUUCUACGAAGGCGAUUGUUACAUCCUGUUUGCAACUCAUAAAGCCGGCAGCUCCUUCACUUACGACAUCCACUUCUGGAUUGGCCAAGGCUCCUCACAGGAUGAGCAGGGGGCAGCUGCGAUCUACACUACUCAGAUGGAUGAUUACCUGGGAGGCAAGGCUGUACAGCACCGGGAGGUACAAAGAUACGAGUCAGAGAUCUUCAAGGGCUAUUUCAAGAAGGGGUUCAUUUACAAAUGCGGGGGUGUUGCUACUGGACUAAACCAUGUGGAGACUAAUUCCUAUGAUGUGAAGAGGCUGCUCCACGUGAAGGGCAAGAAAAAAGUGUACGCAGCUGAGGUUGAGAUGAGCUGGACGAGUUUUAACACAGGAGACAUUUUCCUGCUGGACCUGGGGAAAAUCAUAGUGCAGUGGAACGGGCCCCAGAGCAACCGCAUGGAGAGACUGAAGGCAAUGCAAUUGGCGAAGGAUAUCCGGGACCGAGAGCGAGGAGGCCGUGGCCAGGUUGGUGUGGUGGAUGGAAUGCAGGAAGCCGCAUCCCCACAGCUGAUGAAGCUCAUGUACUAUGUACUUGGGGAGAAGAGAGACAUAAAACCCCCGAUUCCAGAUGAGGUGGUGGAUCAGCACCAGAAGGCAGCUGUUAAGCUCUAUCGUGUGUCCGAUUCCGAGGGAAAACUGGUGGUGCAGGAAAUGGCAGCCCGCCCCCUGACCCAGGAUCUGCUGAACAGUGAUGAUUGCUACAUUGUGGACCAAGGUGGAAUUAAAAUCUUUGUAUGGAAAGGGAAAAGGUCCACGAAAGAGGAGCGUCAGUUAUCUCUGAGCAGAGCAUUGGGUUUCAUGAAAGCUAAAGGCUACCCUGACUCUGUGAACAUCGAGAUGGAGAAUGAUGGAGCGGAGUCUGCUGUAUUCAGGCAGCUCUUCCUCAACUGGACGACAAAAUAUCAAACCUUUGGCAUGGGCAAAGCUCACAGUGUUGGCAAAAUCGCCAAGGUGGAGCAGGUGAAGUUUGAUGCCAUGGAGAUGCAUGCCAGGCCUGACGUAGCAGCCCGUGAGAGGAUGGUGGACGAUGGCUCUGGUGAUGUGCAGGUAUGGAUCAUUGAGAAUCUGGAAUUGGCCCCAGUGGGGACAGACAUGUUCGGACAUUUUUACAGUGGAAACUGCUACCUGAUUCUAUACACCUACACUGUCUGUAACAGGAUCCACUAUCUCCUCUACAUCUGGCAGGGUUCUGAUGCCAGUCAGUCUGAUGUUACUGCCUCAGCCUAUCAAGCCGUUCACCUUGAUCAGAGCUACAAUGGAGAACCUGUUCAGGUCCGAGUGACGAUGGGGAAAGAGCCACGUCACCUGAUGGCCAUCUUCAAAGGCAAACUCAUUGUUUUUGAGGGGAAUGCCUCCACGGAUAAUAGCCAUGAGAGCAAGGCCUCUGUCCGCCUCUUUCAGAUUCGUGGUGAGAGAGAGUACAAUACCAAGGCCUUUGAAGUCCCAGCACGUUCUUCCUCCCUUAACUCCAAUGAUGUCUUUGUGUUAAAAACGAGCGAACGCUGCCUCCUAUGGUAUGGGAAGGGAUGCUGCGGUGAUGAGAGAGAAAUGGCUAAGAAUGUGGCUGAUGCUAUCUCCAGGGGGGACAAGCAGAACGUGUGUGAGGGCCAUGAACCAGCUGAGUUCUGGGUAUCCCUUGGAGGGAAAGCGCCAUACGCCAACAGCAAAAGUUUACAAAAGGAAAAUGAGACUGUCGUCCCUCGCCUGUUUGAAUGCUCCAACCAGACUGGGCGUUUCAUUGCCUCGGAGAUCGUGGACUUCACUCAGGAUGACCUUGAUGAUGAAGAUGUUAUGCUUUUGGACACCUGGGAACAGAUUUUCCUGUGGAUCGGCAAUGGGGCCAAUGAAAGGGAGAAGAAGGAUUCUAUUGUCCUAGCACAGGAGUACCUCAACACCCAUCCAGCCACCCGUGACCCUGCCACUCCAAUAGUGAUUGUCAAGCAAGGUUUUGAGCCCCCAACGUUCACUGGCUGGUUCAUGGCCUGGGACCAACAUCUGUGCAAUGAUAGAAAAAAUGAAGAUUUGAACGUGGAGUUUGAUUCUCAAGCUGUUGAAGAGCUGAUCACAGAUAUGAAGACUAUCCAAAUUUCUCUGAGUUACAAUAAUGCAUCAUCAGCUAAAGAACCUCUCCAGACCUACCCAGCAGAGCAACUGAUUAAUAAGUCGGGUGAGGAACUGCCUCAAGGAGUGGAUCCUACACGGAAGGAGGAGUACCUUUCAAAUGAAGAUUUCCUGAUCGUUUUCAAUAUUUCAAGAACGAAAUUUAAUGCAAUGCCAGAGUGGAAACAGAGGAACCUGAAGAAAGAAAAGGGUUUGUUUUAGGGAGACAAACAAUAAAGCAGCUCUUUUUUUUUAAAAAAACACUAUUAAUUCCAAACAGUGUUUGACUUGAGGGCAUCAAAAUCUGUUUGGAAAGAGCCAUUGACUUUUAUUUAAUACAUACCCUGAGACAAAUCAGUAAAUGCUUGUUUAGGUUGCUGUGUGAGAAUGUGGAUCAGCUGAUUUCUUCUUUCGCCUCCAUUGCUGAAUUACUGUAAACUUCUUUGUUCCUGAACUAGCUUUGUAUCUCAGUUGAGAUGUGACAACUGCAGUUCCAAAAUCAGGAAGCUCUGUAGCGAUAUCUACUGCAGAAACUCCAUUCGUUACAGGUAGAACUGUUUCUCAGCUGUACAGGGAAGAACAAAACUUUUUGGGGGGCAGAUUAGGGACACAAUAGAAAUUGCUUUUGGUUCUUUAAAGUUUGUUCAUUUAAAUUCUGCAUAAUCUUCCAUUCUGGAUGAACUGAGACACAUCUUAAAAUUCAGGCCUUGACUUGAACUGCUGUGGAACAUCUUUUAGAAAGAGGCUGUUUUUGCCGGUAUGUGCUAAAAUAGCACUUACUUUGAUUGUCAUUACUGACAAAAUGUCACUUGCUUCUCCAUUUUCCCCCUAUCUUUCCCUCUGGUGAUGUGGGUGUUAAUUCAUUUCAACUUCCAAAUGUGCACGAGAUGUAUUCACGUGAGUUGUCCACAAAUAAAAAUUAAAUGAU
This is a messenger RNA of Stegostoma tigrinum, 3325 nucleotides long. RefSeq names its product villin-1-like. Gene Ontology annotation, cellular component: cytoplasm; actin cytoskeleton. Lineage: Eukaryota; Metazoa; Chordata; Chondrichthyes; Orectolobiformes; Stegostomatidae. The record is from RefSeq and is a predicted model, not a curated record. Gene Ontology annotation, molecular function: actin filament binding; phosphatidylinositol-4,5-bisphosphate binding. Gene Ontology annotation, biological process: barbed-end actin filament capping; actin filament severing; actin polymerization or depolymerization. The transcript has 20 exons. Bases 142 to 2619 code for a protein of 825 amino acids.